Botrytis deweyae is the source of this 246-nucleotide messenger RNA. RefSeq lists its product as uncharacterized. The transcript has a single exon. The record is from RefSeq and is a predicted model, not a curated record. The coding region runs from base 1 to 246 and encodes 81 amino acids. Lineage: Eukaryota; Fungi; Ascomycota; Leotiomycetes; Helotiales; Sclerotiniaceae.
AUGGUAGGCUUUUUCAUGCCUGUGGGUGCGGAUGCGGAGUAUUGUGAUACCGAUACCGAUGCUGAGGAUGAGGAUGAGGAUGAGGAUGAGGAUGAGGAUGAGGAUGAGGAUGAGGAUGAGGAUGAGGAUGAGGAUGAGGAUGAGGAUGAGGAUGAGGAUGAGGAUGAGGAUGAGGAUGAGGAUGAGGAUGAGGAUGAGGAUGAGGAUGAGGAUGAGGAUGAGGAUGAGGAUGAUGUUGUUGUGUGA